AUGACGACUGCUAGUGUGAUCUUCUUCCUCGUUUCAGAUCUGGAUUUCUCUGAAAUCGCAUCUCUUAAUUGCGAUGAAGUUUGGGCUAAGCUAUGGCAAAGGUUGAUCACGUUCUGGGUUGCGACAAUGCAACUACAAAUUAGGCACCAUUGGCCAUCGAGAGUACAAAGCCGAAAGAGGUACUCUCUAUGCUCUUACAUUAGGGAUGUCACAUCUUUAGCUCUGACCUUAACUUUGACGUUGCCAGAAAACGUGAUGCUGUUGAGGAAGAUGAUAUCAAUGAAGAUGGGCGCGCGUGAGCCAAUACCUGGAGAUGACUGUGAGGCUAUUGUUGAUGAUGUUGGUGAUGAGAUAGUAGAUGAUAAUGAGGAUCAUGGUGUAGCUGUUCGAGAAGUAAUUGUUGAAGACCAAGCUUUCUCUAAUUACUUUGGAGCAGAUAUUGCAAGCAAUGACAAUGAGGAGAAUUAUGACAGUGGAGACGAUAUAUGGGACGACGAUACAAUACGACGAUACAAUACCGGAUCCUCUAUCAUCAGACGAUGA
Microthlaspi erraticum is the source of this 543-nucleotide messenger RNA. Lineage: Eukaryota; Viridiplantae; Streptophyta; Magnoliopsida; Brassicales; Brassicaceae. The record is from the annotation of a GenBank genome assembly.